ACCUUGCCUUCCGUCGGUUUGUAAGCUCUAUUUGAUUUUCUUAUUUAAAUAUUGACUUUCCUUACCCCAAAAAAAAAAAAAAAAGCGACAAAUACUAUUAGAAUCCCGCAGACAACGAGCUGGCAAACAAAAAUAAUUAAUUAGCCACCGACCGGUGAUGUGGUAAUUCAGAUGAGACUACAAGCCAAUGGCCAUUGCCACAACUAGGACAGGUAACAUCUAACGUGUAAACCUUGAUCAAACAUGUCAAUUACACUUCCCCAAAAGCCACAAACCUUAAGGCGGGCAAAACACAAACGUUGACUGCUGCUACUCCUGCCACAUUGCUCUUCGCUCACCAAAAUCCAAACAAUCCGUCGAAAUGAAUUUGCCAAUGUUUCAGGGCUUCGGCAAGUCUCUUAUGAUGACAGUUCUUUCUGAGGUUGGUGACAGAACCUUCUGUGUCGCUGCUAUACUGGCAAUGCGUCAUCCGUGGAGUAGCGUUCUGUGCGGUUGCCUUUCUUCUGUAAUUUUGACGACUACUCUCUCUGCUGUUAUUGGCUGGGCUGCUCCAAACUUGAUUCCACGUGAACUGGCUCACCAUAUCACCACACUUCUCUUCUUUGGCUUUGGCCUCUGGUCUUUGUGGGAGGCAUAUAAUGAAGAUGACGACGACAACGAAGAGUUAGAACAAGUUGAAAAAGAACUGAAUCAGGACGCUGCACCUAAGGAUACUACUGGUAAAGGACCUAAAGGCAAAGAAGGGAGCAAGGUGGCUGAGGACUUGAAAAAGCAGAGGAAGCCAUUUCUGACAAAUUUCUUCUCACCUGUCUUCAUUGAGGCCUUCUCAGUUACCUUUUUUGGUGAAUGGGGUGACAAGAGCCAACUAGCAACCAUUGGUCUUGCAGCAGAUGAGAAUGCCAUAGGAGUGAUCCUUGGUGGAAUCUUAGCGCAAGUACUGUGCACCGUUGCAGCUGUUGCUGGGGGAAAGAGCUUAGCAUCUAAAAUCUCUGAGAGGCUGGUUACGAUGGCAAGUGGAGUUCUUUUUCUGAUUUUUGGUGUGCAAUCCUUUCUGUCGACUAUGUAUUGAUCUACUCCAAUCAUAUGUAUUCUUCAACGCAAAAUUGACAAUAGAACAAGCAGUCAACAUGGAAAUUGUAGCUCCGACGCAGACAUGACAUUAAGGAAUUUGGGAUUCAUAACGUAUUGGGAUUUUGUAGCUCCACAUCAUUCUCAGAAUCAUGCCAAAGCAAAUUAAUCGCAAAAUUUAUGUACAUUCGAGGCCAGUGAUUCUUGCCUCAGACUUCAAUUAGAAA
Coffea arabica (coffee) is the source of this 1295-nucleotide messenger RNA. Its product is annotated as GDT1-like protein 4. Gene Ontology annotation, biological process: Golgi calcium ion transport; calcium ion transmembrane transport; manganese ion transmembrane transport. Gene Ontology annotation, molecular function: calcium ion transmembrane transporter activity; manganese ion transmembrane transporter activity. The record is from RefSeq and is a predicted model, not a curated record. Lineage: Eukaryota; Viridiplantae; Streptophyta; Magnoliopsida; Gentianales; Rubiaceae. Gene Ontology annotation, cellular component: Golgi apparatus.